CCUCGCCGCCGAUUCCUCACCAGCCCUCCCACCUUCCCAGCCAAAACAUCACCGCACAUCUCCCCGGCGAAGCAGCAGCAACCAGCGGCAUCCAUGGCCCCCAAGGCGGAGAAGAAGCCGGUGGCGGAGAAGGCCGAGAAGACGACGGCGGCGAAGAAGACCAAGGCCGAGAAGCGGCCGCCGGCGUCCAAGGAGGGCGGCGAGAAGAAGGGGAAGAAGAAGGCCAAGAAGAGCGUGGAGACGUACAAGAUCUACAUCUUCAAGGUGCUGAAGCAGGUGCACCCGGACAUCGGCAUCUCCUCCAAGGCCAUGUCCAUCAUGAACUCCUUCAUCAACGACAUCUUCGAGAAGCUGGCCGGCGAGUCGGCCAAGCUCGCCCGCUACAACAAGAAGCCCACCAUCACGUCCAGGGAAAUCCAGACCUCUGUCCGCCUCGUCCUCCCCGGCGAGCUCGCCAAGCACGCCGUCUCCGAGGGAACCAAGGCCGUCACUAAGUUCACCUCCGCUUAGAUAGUCUGCUCAUGUCUUCUUGGUCGAUCGAUGGUAACUGUUUCAUUAUCUUGUGAAAUAGUGAUGGUGCUUCUUUGAUCUGUCUCGUGGCUCUGUACCAUUUUCAGUUCUAGUCCCUGUUGCUUCAUUUGACAGAGUUCUUGCUAUGACCCUGUUUGUGUGAGUUUAUCUUGGAGAGAUGUUUCUGAUUGCAAAUUUUGCUCCGAAUUGUAGUAAAUAUUUGCAUACAA
Triticum dicoccoides is the source of this 740-nucleotide messenger RNA. RefSeq names its product histone H2B.3-like. Gene Ontology annotation, cellular component: nucleosome. NCBI's taxonomy places the organism in Eukaryota, Viridiplantae, Streptophyta, Magnoliopsida, Poales, Poaceae. The record is from RefSeq and is a predicted model, not a curated record. The transcript has a single exon. Gene Ontology annotation, molecular function: protein heterodimerization activity; DNA binding; structural constituent of chromatin. The coding region runs from base 94 to 510 and encodes 138 amino acids.